This is a messenger RNA of Puntigrus tetrazona (Sumatra barb), 2669 nucleotides long. It is a transcript of the gene prss35, whose product is annotated as serine protease 35. Lineage: Eukaryota; Metazoa; Chordata; Actinopteri; Cypriniformes; Cyprinidae. The record is from RefSeq and is a predicted model, not a curated record. Gene Ontology annotation, molecular function: serine-type endopeptidase activity. The coding region runs from base 366 to 1640 and encodes 424 amino acids. The transcript has 3 exons. Gene Ontology annotation, biological process: proteolysis.
AACUUCACUUUCUCCGUUCCAUCUUCGCAGAGCGCGAUGGUCCCUCCCCUAUACGAAACUCUUUGUGAAAAUCUUGUUGGGACUUUUUUCCUCCCUUUCCCUUAAACGUCAAGUGUAAUUCAUACCAAGGGCUUCGUCUCUGAGCUCUCCCUGUCUUGAAGGUGGAGCAGACAUGAGAAGAAACGGACUAUCAGCCCAUCCAGCAGAAAGCCCUCUGAGAUGAAGUAACUUUUAGACGGUUCUUGUUUAAUAACAAGCAUCUGUUUGCGGAUUGAACAUCUCCAUCAAUCGAAUGAUAGCAGCUCUCUGGAAUACAUUAUCCUUGCAAGUCUGUAUCAGUCCACUCAUCCAGGGGUCUCUCUGCAAUGGGCCCGCUACCCUUAACGCUCCUGCUUUGCAUCUCAGCACUGGCUGUGCUGGUGUCCGCAACAGUGGACAAUCCCACAGGUGAUGAUGACUACACCUGGCCACAGAGGAAAGUACCACUGGUACAAGAAAAACAAACGGUGCACCUGGGAAGUUCUGAGUUUCUGGCCAAGCCGCAGACUGAGAUCCAUGGAAUAUGUGGCAUUGAGUGCCAACGGGGUUUCCCGGAGCCCAGCCUGGACGAUCUAGAGCAGCUACUGUCCUACGAGACCCUGCACGAAAACGGAACCCGCACGCUCACCACCGUCACAAUACAGGAUCUAAACGUGACCGACGACUAUACAGGAGGUUCUGGGUUACGUGCUCGGCGCAGACGAGAAGUCUAUGGCACGGACACAAGGUUUACCAUCGCCGACAAGCAGUACUCUUUGAAGUUUCCAUUCUCUACGUCUGUUAAGAUCUCCACGGGGUGUUCUGGAGUGCUGGUGUCCCCCAGACAUGUCCUGACUGCGGCUCAUUGCAUCCACAACGGUACGGACUACCUGGAUGGAGUUCAGAGACUCAGCGUUGGAGUGCUGAAAGAACGUUCCCGUCGGAAAGGGAAGGGACGGAAAGGAAAAGGACGUAAAGGGAAAGGCCAGAGGAAGCGUAACGAAGAGGAGGAGGAGGAGGAAAUCAAUGCAAACAUAGAGCUUGAAGAGAGGCAGGAACGUAAAAGAAAAGGCAAAGGCAGGAGAAACCGUAGUCGCCGCAGCAUCACCUCUGAGCAGCCCUCAUUCCGAUGGACCAGGGUGAAACAGAUGCAGGUGCCAAAGGGCUGGUUUAAAGGGAUCUCGGAGAACAUUGUGGCCGAUUAUGACUAUGCCAUCCUGGAGCUUAAACGGGCACAGAAGACCAAGUACAUGGAUCUAGGUGUUAUCCCCUCCAUCAAGAAGCUGCCUGCAGGACGUAUCCAUUUCUCUGGAUUCGAUGACGACCGGCCAGACAACUUGGUGUACCGCUUCUGCUCCGUGUCCGAGGAGUCCAACGACCUGCUGUACCAGUAUUGUGACGCCAAGCCUGGCUCCAGCGGCUCGGGGGUCUACAUUCGGCUCAAAGAGCCUGGCAAGAAGAAGUGGAAGCGGAAGAUCAUUGGAGUGUUCUCGGGUCACCAGUGGGUGGAUGUUAAUGGGAUGCAGCAGGAUUACAACGUGGCCGUGCGAAUUACACCCCCUAAGUAUGCACAAAUCUGCCUCUGGGUCCAUGGGGACUCCAGUCAGUGUCGGGGCACCUGAGAGACUCCAUCAGCAGCCCAUCUGACUGCCUCUGUCCCGGCUCUCAGCAACCCUUGUGCCUCCCAUUUGUGCACUACACAAACUGCUGCAUUCAUCAACACUACAGACUAUAACACACCUACCAUUGAACUUUUCCAAGCUAUUUUGAUAUCUUAAUUUAUUUUAUUAGACAAAUUUUUUUAUGAAUCAGUUAGAGCGAAUGUAUUUGUAGAUUCAGUUGUCCUAACGAGAACUAAUUCUGUCCUAAACUGUAGUUUUGAAUUAGAAAAUGUACUUCAGUCAGUGUUGUUUGAUAUGGGAGGCAUUUGUUUUGUCUGGUAAUCUGUCUGGAUACCUUGAAGUAGAAAGCUAGAUGCUAAAACUUUUUUUUUUUUCUGAGAGAAAAGGCUUUUAAAUUUAUUUGUGGAUUUUACUUCCCUUUUUCUUCUUGAAGAACAUUUGAGUAUCAAUGCGCUGGUGUUCUUUUGUUCUUGUUAUCAUUAUUAAAUGUUAUGACUGUGUGCCUUUGAUAACAUAAACUGUAACCUGUCUUCAUGGGCUUCCAUUUAUAAUAGUUCUGCUUUUCGUUUCACAGUGCAGGAACUUAGUUGAAGGUUUUUACCCUUCAGAUUUAGAUGCCCUUGUUGACUUUUGGUGCUAUUUUAAUUUUAAAAUACAAAACAUCAGACUUGUCAGAGUAACAGUCUACUGUAGUACUGUAAGUAUAUAUUUAAUGUAAGACUCUUAUUAUGAGUUUCAUAUGAUUAUGUCUUCUUUAAAAAUACACAGGGUUAUUUAAAUUUAGAUAUGGUUAAUGAUACAUAUCGCUGUAAUUAUGAUAAAUAGAAAGGCAAUAUCGUUUGGAAAUAAAAACUGAAAUUUUUAUAUAAAGUUGAUGUUUUGAAAAAACAGAUUGCAUACAUUUUCAAUUUAUACAACUUUUUCUAAAUGUUUGUUAUUAAGGACCAAUUAAAGUGAGAUUGAUAUGUAUUGGUCUAUGAGGACAAAAUUGUGUGUUCACUUUUUCAAUAAACUUCCAAUUGUUUUCUU